AACACCCGCCAGUGAAUAAUGAAUGAUUUCAUUAAUAGCCUUCAUCUCAAAUCACAAUCCACGUGUUCUGCUUCCGCUCCUGUGAAUGCUCGCUUGACUGGCUGGCGUUUCCUAGGCCGCACGAUUCGAUAAUUUGUGUUUUGGUGCUUCACCCAUUGGCCUCUUCGCAUACACAGCGCCCCCACAAACACUCUUCCGGCGCCUGGUGUCCAGUUCGCUGCCGGAGCAGGUUUGACCUAGACUUCUCAUUCUUGCUAUAGUUAUCAUGGCUGCAGCUGCAAGCUUAUCUGAUGCUCUGGCUCAACUGAGUCUGAGCUCAAAAGAGCUAAGCGGAUCGGCUUUCGAUGCCCGCGUGGCCGACGAGGAAAAUGGCAUCUACAGAGAGGCCAAACCGCGACAGAGGAAUCAUCAGAAUGCCGUCGAUCUUAAGGAAGAAUUGGAACAACAGUUCCUGAAUCCAUCGGCCCGUUUUGGCUCGGAAUGGCUGAAUCGCCUCCAAAGGAGGUGGGAUGUUUCCACGGACUAUGGAGAUUUGUUCGACAUUGCGGGAACUCAAUCACGAACCGUCGUUCGAUUCGAUCGUGAUGGCCUCGAAGGCCGUGUUACUGGCUACCAUGAGGUCACUAUUCCUGCUACCAGUGCGAAUGCAAAGAACUCGACGUCCCUCCUACGUCGACCCGCUGGCCGUGCGGAUUUUGUCAGAGGUGCAGCAGGGUUCUUUCCAUUUGCUCCAGGCGGGCUCGAGGGCGUCGAGGCGAUUGCUGAGAUGGAAUCGGAUCCUCAAGUUGCAGAGUAUUCCAGAUCCAGUGGCAAGCAGUCCGGACUGGACCGAAUCAUCAGUUUUGGUACCGAGGGCGGUCUCUUAGAGGUUGCCCCUGGGUUUUCUCGUGGAAUGAAAUUUGAUGAAGCAAAGUCCAAGGAAGCUGCCCAAGGAGAUGAAGAGGUGGAACAUGCUUUGCAGCAAGAAGAGACCGAGCUUCGCGUCGAGCAGGAUGAAACGGCUUCCGAUGCUGGGGGCGUCAAAAUCGACGAUGAGGCUGAGCUAAGUGACGAGGAGGAUAUUGACUCAUUGCUACCAGUUGAAUUUCCAGCAUUGGAACCCCACGCUCCACUUCUUGCAGGUGUCCAACAAAGGAAGAGCGGAAGGGAAUGGGCUCAUGUUGUUGAUGUCAACAAAGAUAUCCCGAACUUCCGUGAGCUCGUGCCAGAUAUGGCCCGUGAGUGGCCUUUCGAAUUAGACACCUUCCAGAAAGAGGCUGUCUACCAUCUGGAGAACGGUGACUCUGUUUUUGUUGCUGCACACACUUCGGCUGGCAAGACAGUCGUGGCCGAAUAUGCUAUUGCCUUGGCCUCCAAACACAUGACCAAAGCCAUCUACACUUCGCCCAUCAAAGCUCUGAGUAAUCAGAAGUUCAGAGAUUUCAGGACCACCUUCGAUGAUGUAGGUAUCCUGACGGGCGAUGUCCAGAUAAAUCCUGAAGCAAGCUGUCUUAUCAUGACUACCGAGAUUCUACGGAGUAUGCUUUACCGCGGAGCGGAUCUUAUCAGGGAUGUGGAGUUCGUGAUUUUUGACGAAGUCCAUUAUGUCAAUGACCUUGAGAGAGGUGUCGUUUGGGAAGAAGUCAUUAUCAUGCUCCCGGAGCACGUUACCCUGAUCUUGCUGUCUGCUACCGUUCCUAACACUUAUGAAUUUGCAUCCUGGGUCGGUCGCACAAAGAAGAAAGACAUCUACGUCAUUUCCACCCCUAAGAGACCAGUUCCUCUUGAACACUAUCUCUGGGCAGGGAAAGGGAUGUAUAAAGUUGUCGAUUCCAACAAGCGUUUCCUUGAAAAUGGCUGGAAGGAAGCAGAUGAAAUCAUUUCUGGCAGGGAUAAGAUCAAAGCCCAGAAGGCAGCUGAGGCCCAAGCCCAGUCACAGGCAAGCCGUGGCGCGCCGCAGGGUAGAGGGCGCGGACAGGCUCCUGGCAGAGGUGGUGCUCGAGGCAACUCGCAGCGCGGAGGCGCCCCUCGUGGUAGAGGACAACCAGCUAACAGGGGAACCGGAAACAUUGCCCGCACAGGACGUGGUGGUGGAAGGACUACAGCUGCGCAGGACAAGACUAUCUGGGUGCAACUCGUUCAGCAUCUGCGGAAGGAGAAUCUGCUCCCUGGUUGCAUCUUCGUCUUCUCGAAGAAGCGAUGCGAACAGAAUGCUGAUUCGCUAUCUAAUCAAGACUUUACGACCGCUGCUGAAAAGAGCUUGAUUCACAUGUUCAUUGAAAAGUCUCUUACCAGACUCAAACCAGAAGACCGGACCCUCCCGCAAAUUCUCAGACUUCGAGACUUGCUCAGCCGGGGUAUUGCCGUACAUCACGGCGGUCUCCUACCCAUCAUGAAGGAGAUAGUUGAGAUUCUUUUUGCCAAGUCACUGGUCAAAGUACUUUUUGCCACGGAGACAUUUGCUAUGGGCCUGAAUUUACCUACUCGUACAGUAGUCUUUUCCGGCUUCCGCAAGCAUGAUGGUAAAGGUUUUCGGGAUCUUCUCCCCGGAGAGUACACUCAGAUGGCCGGACGUGCUGGUAGAAGAGGUCUUGACACAGUCGGCUAUGUGAUCAUCGUGAACCCUGGAAGAGAUGAGGCACCGCCAGCUGGAGCUCUGAGACGGAUGAUCUUGGGCGAUCCGACUAAGCUACGAUCUCAAUUCAGGCUCACGUAUAACAUGAUAUUGAAUCUUUUGCGUGUAGAAGCUCUGAAGAUUGAAGAGAUGAUCAAGCGAAGCUUCAGUGAGAAUGCCACCCAGGCCCUUCUUCCGGAGCAUGAGAAGCAGGUCCAGCUCUCCGAGGCCAGCCUAGCGAAGAUCAAACGCGAACCUUGCGACAUCUGUGACAUCGACCUCGCGGCCUGUCAUGACGCAGCCAUCGAGUAUGAGAAGCUGACUAGUGAACUUCAUGUGGGAUUGCUUUCCUCGCCAGUCGGAAAGCGCUUGUUUAUGCCGAAGCGGCUGAUUGUGUACAGAAAGGAUGGAUUCCGUACGGCGGGUAUCAUUGUUCGGGAGGGCAUCGGAGGAGGCGCUACGCCCACCAUACAGGUUCUGGAGAUCGGAAGAAUCGGCAGCAGGCGUCAUCCCAGCGACAUUCUUCCAUUCCUUCCUGAGUUCCGGCAUCGGUUCCAGUCUUUACCCACCCGUGCCGCAGAUAUGACCCUUAAGACCUCUAAGAUACCAUUGACGGAUCUUGAAUGUAUUACAAACACAAUGAUCAAGUUGGGUGGCCCGAUAUGGUACCUGAACAUCAAAAAAGAGGCAAUGAAGUUCGCGGACAAGGAGCUUGUGAAGUUUUGUGCUUCGUGGACACAACCAGCCUGGGAUGAAAUGGACUGGACCAGAAUUAAGGAGCUGCAGGUCAGGGACAUACUAGAAAAGCGUCAGCAACAAGCGGCGAUCGCCCAGUCAUGCCGAUGCCUGCAGUGUCCAAACUUCUUGAAACACUUCGAAAUGCAACACGAUGAGUGGCAGGUCAAGGAGAAUAUCUCGCAGUUGAAGCAGCUCAUGUCCGACCAGAACCUCGCGCUGCUCCCUGAUUACGAGCAACGCAUCCAGGUUCUGAAGGAUCUAGGCUUCGUAGAUGAGCAGGCGCGAGUGCAGCUCAAAGGCAAGGUAGCAUGUGAGAUCCACUCAUCGGAUGAGCUGGUCUUGACAGAGCUGAUUCUUGAGAAUGUCCUGGCGGAAUACGAACCCGAAGAAAUUGUCGCGCUACUGUCUGCUUUCGUUUUCCAGGAAAAGACUGAGAAUGUUCCCACAUUGACACCGCGUCUUGAGAAAGGGAAGGAGGCGAUUGUUAAGAUCUCAGACAGGGUCAACGACAUUCAGAUCCAGCACCAGGUCAUUCAGACCAGUGAGGACAGCAAUGACUUUGCUAGUCAGCCGCGGUUUGGGCUAUCAGAAGUUGUCUACGAAUGGGCGAAGGGCAUGUCGUUCAACCGCAUCACCGAUCUCACUGACGUGAUGGAAGGCACUAUUGUGCGGACUAUCACUCGUCUGGAUGAGACCUGUCGGGAGGUGAAGAAUGCAGCCAAACUGGUGGGAGACCCCAACCUCUAUGCCAAGAUGCAACAGGCACAGGAAUUGAUCAAGCGAGAUGUUAUCUUUGCCGCGUCUCUGUACAUGUGAGAUGUAACAGAGGAAGGGAGAACCACGUGCCCGUGGAGACGGCAAUUGUCUAUUUUUCAAACCCAUGAUGUUUGAGAUUGCGGUUCAAUGAUUUAUUAGGAAUGAAAUGAGUGAG
Messenger RNA from Aspergillus aculeatinus CBS 121060, 4262 nucleotides. RefSeq names its product SKI complex RNA helicase subunit SKI2. Gene Ontology annotation, molecular function: RNA helicase activity; RNA binding; ATP binding. The record is from RefSeq and is a predicted model, not a curated record. NCBI's taxonomy places the organism in Eukaryota, Fungi, Ascomycota, Eurotiomycetes, Eurotiales, Aspergillaceae. Gene Ontology annotation, cellular component: Ski complex. The coding region runs from base 266 to 4147 and encodes 1293 amino acids. Gene Ontology annotation, biological process: nuclear-transcribed mRNA catabolic process, 3'-5' exonucleolytic nonsense-mediated decay. The transcript is spliced from 6 exons.